This is a messenger RNA of Silurus meridionalis, 1023 nucleotides long. RefSeq names its product sterile alpha motif domain containing 10a (gene samd10a). The record is from RefSeq and is a predicted model, not a curated record. Lineage: Eukaryota; Metazoa; Chordata; Actinopteri; Siluriformes; Siluridae. The transcript is spliced from 5 exons. Gene Ontology annotation, cellular component: cytoplasmic side of plasma membrane. The coding region runs from base 199 to 726 and encodes 175 amino acids. Gene Ontology annotation, biological process: cell surface receptor protein tyrosine kinase signaling pathway. Gene Ontology annotation, molecular function: protein binding.
UGAAAUUUCUCCUCACGCUCACUCGCGCGCUCGCGCACUCACGCAGCCGGUCGUUCGGUCGGUCGGACGGGUUCCUCGCGCAGCAAAGCGAAAGCACCAGCGCGGAAUCCAGCCGAAAUUGUCGGGUCGUGCAGAAGAAAAUGGGAACACACAUCUCCCAACUUUUUCACUAAGAGGAUUCCCAGACGCUUUAAUGGCAUGGCUGUCGACGCUGCCUCCAGCUUUAGUUUCUGUCGUCCUGCAGUAGAGUACAAGGCUCUUCCAGAGGACUUUAAGUACCAGCUGAGCCGCUGCACAGGUGGAAAUCUUACCUGGCAUGAGUGUCGUGGGAACAAAACAGCAGGCGGUCGUACUGUCAAACUUCUACAGCAACCCGGAACCGAGACUUUGCAACUGCACACAGGGGAUGCAUACUCUGUGUACCAUACCAGUCCAACCCUGCCAAGUCUGUCUAGGCCAGUGGUUCUGUGGUCCCAACAGGAUGUGUGUCGGUGGUUAAAGAAACACUGUCCUCACAACUAUCUGACCUACGUGGAGGCUUUUUCGCAUCACGCCAUUACAGGCCGAGCUUUGUUGAGACUGAAUGGUGAGAAGUUGGAGAGGAUGGGUCUGGUUCAAGAAACUCUCAGACAGGAGCUUCUUCAGCAGGUCCUGCAACUGCAAGUCCAGGAGGAGAGACGCAACCUUCAGCUUCUCAGCAGAGGGACUUUUGGGAACCUGUCAUAGCUACAGCCAUGCGUAGGAAGCUCUGCCAGGCUCAGUAUGCUGUGAGAGGGCAUCGAGGUAUGGGGCCAAAGGCUGUGUGUAUGCAAGAAGAGACCUCUGUCUUUGACUACCACAGGCCACUGAGGGUUUGGCAGAGCUUUUAGCAUCACCAGCUAAACCUUCAUGUCCAUCUGAAAUUCCUGAAGAGCACAGACUGAAUCUGCAGCAACAAGCAGAAUAAACAAUCGAACCUGAAUCUCCCCUCUGAGAGUACUGCACUGCUUUGUAGUGUCUCUUUGAGCACAAGGCUCUGGAACU